GCUCGUCCGAGUAUUACGCCUUGAUCAAUUUCGACAUGUCUUUGAGAUCUUUGUCCAGUCGUGCAUUGGCCUACGGCAAGUUGCCAACAAUCAAAGCAUGCACUCGUUCAACACCAGCUUUUAUCCCGGCGUUUAAGCAAAUCCAUACAUCCAUGCCCCAUUCUCGAAAAGCAAGCGACGACGACACGCAUGAGAAGCCAUAUUCAACUCCUGUCUUCAAUCAAACGUAUCCUGCAGAAGCUCCAACCUCAGACACCAUUGUCCCUGUCUCCAUGCUGGAUGCCUUUAACAACAUGUUUGAUCGAGGACCGAAUGUUGGUGUUGAAAUCAUCACAAAGAAUGGCUUCGUUUUGUCCAACAACGUUCGUGUCGAUGGCCCAAUCAUCCUCCUGAACGGAACUGCUUUCAUGUGGAAUGUUCCAGCGGGUGCAAAGUCGCCAUUUGAGAACUGGACUGAAGAAAUGCUCAAGAUUUUCGAAGUAACCGCCCCAAAGCCAGAACUCAUCUUGUUUGGAACGGGUAAGAACUUUUAUCCCUUGCCGGAGAACCUUCGAACAUAUCUGUUCAAAUUGGGAAUCCAAGUCGAUCAAAUGAGCACAAAAAAUGCUGCAUCCACCUACAAUGUACUAGCUGAGGAAGGACGUCGUAUUGCAGCUGCUAUGUUGCCCAACACGCCCACGGAUGCAGUUUCCGGUAAAUCAAUAGUGUAGUUUACCUAUGGUAUAUUUUUAUUUUUUUGUUUGAGAUAGAUGACCGAGCAAAGCAUUCAUUUGAAGCGCUGUGAGGGCAGUGAGAUUAGCAUCCUGCAC
Umbelopsis ramanniana AG is the source of this 809-nucleotide messenger RNA. RefSeq lists its product as uncharacterized. Gene Ontology annotation, cellular component: mitochondrial inner membrane. Gene Ontology annotation, biological process: mitochondrial respiratory chain complex I assembly. The transcript is spliced from 3 exons. The coding region runs from base 36 to 710 and encodes 224 amino acids. The record is from RefSeq and is a predicted model, not a curated record. Lineage: Eukaryota; Fungi; Mucoromycota; Umbelopsidomycetes; Umbelopsidales; Umbelopsidaceae.